AUGUUAUCUUCCAAGAGGUGGUACAGUAUACCAGGAUUAUUUUCAAUGGCCUCAUCGAUUUCCAAAUGGUCAUCAUUCAUAGAUGCCAAGUUGAAUCUUGUUGUUGAAACGUUCAAUUUCAAAAUUGUGGAAACGAGACAACGAAAAAUGAGUCAACAACAACGAACAACCACCUCUUUCAAUUUCAGAUCGGAACACAUCGCUGCGUCUUCAUCAGCAAACAACAACAACAACAAGUCAGCAACCAAUGAUUCCUCUGAUGCAUCAGCUGGUACUAGUAACAACAAGAGCACUUUCAUGAAAUCUUCUCUUCACCAUGGAGAUCAAAGAAGAACUAGUAGUUCCAAUCAUCAUCACUCCUUUCAUUCUUCUUCAAGUAAUAGCAACCAUUAUCGUAAAAAACUAUCCAAUUCUGAUGUUCAAGAAUAUCUUUCAUCCAUUGCUAGUACUUGUCCAAUUGUAGAUAUUGGAAUUAAUUUAACCAAUCAUCAAUUCAAAGAUUCUCAAGAGACCAUCUCUCAAGUGUUGAAGAGAUGUCAACUCGUUCAAGUCAAGUGUGUCAUUCUCACUGGUACCUCUCUUCGUAAUUCACUUGAAUCUCUUUCUUUAAUAUCAAAAUUUGAAAAUCAUGAGAGUGGUGUGAAAUUAAAGUGUACGGUUGGUAUUCAUCCACAUGAUGCCAAAUCCUUUAAAAACAUUUCAGAGUUGGAACAAGUCAUUACCUCUCCACAACACAAUUCCAGCAUUUGUAUGGUGGGUGAAUGUGGAUUGGAUUACAAUCGAAUGUUUUCUCCGAAACAAGUUCAAAUUCAUUGUUUUAAAGAACAAUUAAGAAUGGCGAUUCGAUUACAAAAACCAAUAUUUUGUCAUGAAAGAGAUGCUCAUUCUGAUUUUGUAGAGUGUGUUCAAAGUGUCAUGAAAGAAUUUGGAAAUUCAACUUCUCUACCUCCACUUGUGGUUCAUUGUUUUACUGGAACUAGGAAUGAAGCAAAGAAAUAUAUUGAUAUGGGUUUCUAUAUUGGUUUAACAGGAUGUGUCUGUAUGGAGGAAAGAGGAAAAGAAUUACGUGAAAUUUUACGUGAUGGAAUCAUUCCACGUGAUAAAUUAUUAAUUGAAACAGAUUCACCAUUCAUGUUACCUCCAUUGAGUGGAAAUGGUCACAGUGUUUGGAAAUAUGUCACGGGUGGUAGAAGAAAUGAACCAUGUUUGUUACCACAUGUAGUGAAUACCAUUGCAGAAUGUUGGAACAUGACAGAAAAUAAGCAAGCAUUGGAAAAACAAUUGACAGAGAAUACGGCUCGAUUUUUAAUGAUGGCUGAUGUGAAGGAGUUGAUUGGCUCCAAUCAUUGA
Naegleria lovaniensis is the source of this 1350-nucleotide messenger RNA. RefSeq lists its product as uncharacterized. Lineage: Eukaryota; Heterolobosea; Eutetramitea; Acrasida; Naegleriidae. The transcript has a single exon. Gene Ontology annotation, molecular function: single-stranded DNA 3'-5' DNA exonuclease activity. Bases 1 to 1350 code for a protein of 449 amino acids. Gene Ontology annotation, cellular component: cytosol. The record is from RefSeq and is a predicted model, not a curated record.